AUGAUAAUGAAUGCGGAGGAGAGGUCUAAGAGGCGAUUAAUCAUAGAAUGCAAUCGACUUAAGCGAAAAAAGUUGUCUAAUAUUAAACAGCUUAAGAAAACUCCUACACCUCAUUACUACAUGGACUCAGCAUCCAAUUCCUCAUCAGAUAAUCAGCACAACAUUGUCACAUCUACGUGCGCCACCUCCAGCACUUCUAUAUCAAUCGAUAAUGUAUAUAAUAACAUCUUGGACAUUUCCUUCAAAUCAAAUGAUAACUGCAAUGAGAAACUAUAUGAGAGGGCAUUCACGCUGGGAAUGGAUGUCAUGUCCAUCGCCCGACCCAUCACUGACUACAACACAACAUUCAAUGAGUUAGAGGGCUAUAAGUUUACGGAACUCAUUAGUGCCGCAAAUAUUAUGACCGCAAAUGUGUCCACAAAUAUCAACACAUCCUAUGUCUAUACAUUUGAGGACUUUUUGCGUGUCAUUGAUGUCCGACGCGAGUAUGACAUCAAAAAUGUGGUCAAAGUGUUUGAGCGGUUGAUGUGUGCCAGUGAGAUAUGUGAGCAGGAUAAAGUUAUUUUGCUUAAAUACGGAGCGCUAGAAGUACAUUGUAUGCGGAGUAUUACAUACUAUGAUUACGACACUCAAAGCUGGACAGCAAACCUGACUGAACCCAAUAAUGAAACUCAUAUACUAUUCCGAGAUUAUGUCAAUACUAUGUAUACAGAAAUCGACUCCGAUAUUAACGUCUUAAAUAUUAUGACGGCUAUAGUCCUUUUCAAUCCCUACCGACCGGGACUUAAAUACAAGGAAAUUGAGAUGAUAAUGAAUGCCGAGGCCAGGCAUAGGAGGCGGUCCAUCAUUGAAUGCAAUCGACUUAAACGCAAAAACUUGGCAAACACUCACAAAAUUAAGGAGAUCCCUGCACCUCCUAUCAUCUGUACUGAAUCUUCGGACUCAUCAUCCCUUUCCUCAUCAGACAAUCACAACAUUUUAGUCUCCUCUACGAGCAGCACCUGUACUUCAAUUUGUGUCGACAAGAUUUGUGAUAAUAAUCUCGUCAACACUUCCAUGACUUCAACGCACGACUCAAAUGAGAAACUAUAUGAGAGGGCAUUCACGCUGGGAAUGGAUGUCUUGUCCAUCGCCCGACCCAUCACUGACUACAACACAACAUUCAAUGAAUUAGAGGGCAAUAGGUUUACGGAACUGAUUAGUGCCGCAAAUAUAAUGAUCCCGAAGUUGUCCACAAAUAUCAACAAAACUUAUGUUUCGACAGUUGAAGGCUUUUUGCGUGUCAUUGAUAUCCAGCGCGAGUCUGACGUCAAAAAUGUGGUCAAAGUGUUUAAGCGGUUAAUGUGUGCCACUGAGAUAUGUGAGCAGGAUAAAGUUAUUUUACUGAAAUACGGUGCAUCAGAGGUGCACUGUAUGCGCUGUAUUACAUAUUAUGAUUACGAUAAUCAACGUUGGACAAAUUACUUGGAUGAUAAUAAUGCCGUGAUUUUGAGUAUGGAUUUUGUGCGACAGAUUGAACCGGACAAUGAAACUCAUGUCAUAUUUCAAGAUUAUGUCAAUAAAUUGUAUAAUGACAUCGACUCCGAUAUCAACGUCUUAAAUAUAAUGACGGCUAUAGUACUGUUCAAUCCCUAUCGACCGGGACUUAAGUACUCAGAGAUUGUAAAGUAA
Messenger RNA from Oppiella nova, 1671 nucleotides. The record is from the annotation of a GenBank genome assembly. NCBI's taxonomy places the organism in Eukaryota, Metazoa, Arthropoda, Arachnida, Sarcoptiformes, Oppiidae.